Molecule: messenger RNA, 548 nt
Organism: Amphimedon queenslandica
Lineage: Eukaryota; Metazoa; Porifera; Demospongiae; Haplosclerida; Niphatidae
Exons: 4
Coding region: 42-521 (159 amino acids)
Source: RefSeq, a predicted model, not a curated record
AGAACUGUUAAAAAUUUAGUAUACUAUAACCACGUGUCAAAAUGGAGGCGCUUGGGGAAGAAUUCUUAAAAGGACAUUUAAAAGUAUCACUACAAGAUAAGCUAUUGCCUCAAUUUUGGAGUCAUUUUGAUAUUAAUAAGUCAAAUUAUGUUAGUCUACAAGCGGUAUCAGAGGCAGUUUCUGAUCUAACUAGCUCGAUAAGUUUCAAUAAUGUAAUAGAAGAAAUGAAAGGACUCUAUCCACUUCAAAUGAUUAGUGGUGUUAAUGACAAGUGGGAGGUGACGUGUAAAGUAUUGGGGCUAUCAAUAUGGGCGUGGCUACCAAAAGGAGGCAUGGUGUUUAGAGUGAUGGAGUUGCUAGUGAAGGAAUCAUUAAUAGCAUAUGAAACAACUAGACAAAAAGGAGGAGAGAGAGAGGGAGAAGAGAUGGAGACUGAAACCCAUACUGACCAACUUUGGUACUGGAAUGAGUUUCAGUCUUUGGUAGCUAAAUUAUCAUUCCUUGGUCUGAGGGACAGGUAGUCUCGUGCCCCGCCCCUUCGCUUCUUG